Molecule: messenger RNA, 663 nt
Organism: Stegodyphus dumicola
Lineage: Eukaryota; Metazoa; Arthropoda; Arachnida; Araneae; Eresidae
Source: RefSeq, a predicted model, not a curated record
AUGGAUCAAAGCAUGACAAUGGAGUGGGAUGCGCCUUCGUUCACUUCAAAAAUGACCGAGUGGGAAAGCAAAUGGAAAGGCCAUCUCGCUACCCACAACAGCAUUUUCCAGGCAGAAGCUGUGGCAAUAGCAGCUGCAAUUCAGUAUGCUCAGGAUAUCAAUCUAGCAGCAACCGAAAUUCACACAGACAGCAUGUCAGUGCUACAGGCAAUCAUGAAUCACCACCAUACCUCACCCACAAUUAUAGCAAUCCAACAGCUCUGCGUAACAAUAUGCAAAACACACAUCAAACUAAUCUGGGUGAAAGGACAUGAUGGCAUAGAGGGUAACGAGAUGGCAGACCAGUUAGCAAACGAGGCGGCACUCAACAACGACGCGCAAGAGGUGACAACUCCAAUCCCGACUUCGUAUUUAAAGCGAAAGCUAAGAGAACUAAGCAAAGAACAGUGGCAACAGGAGUGGGAUAACUGUGAUACAGGAAGAAGGACACACGGAUUCUACCCAAUAGUAGACAACGAACGUCUCCAGGCCAUUGCACCCUUGACAUACUAUAUCACGGGGCACGGCCCAUUUCCAUCCUAUUUUCAAAGACAUGCAAUUUCGAUGACAGAUAUAUGCGUCUGCGGGGCAACUGGCUCCCCGACCCCGACACUACUAUUUUGA